UCCGCCCGCAGGCACGCGCUAUGUCGUGGCUCGCGCGCUCCAUCGCGGCCACCCUCUCCGCACCGCGCGGGGAGCCCGACUCCGACGCCGACGAGCCGGAGCCUGAGCCCGCCUCCGCCGUGAGCGGGGCGGGCCCGGGGGAGGAGGUGUCCUCGCCGCGCGGCCGCGGCACUAACCAGGACCCCGGCGCCGAGGAGCCCGAGCAGCAGCCCGGCACGCCGAGCCGCCGCGUUAAGGACGACAUCUCCGAGCUCACCGAGACCCUCACCCGCCGCCUCUGGGGCGUCGCAUCGUUCCUCGCGCCGCCGCCGGAGUCCUCGACCACGCGCGCCGGCGCCGCGUCUCAUGGGGAGGGCGAAGAGGAUGAGGAGGUUGGGGACGGGGGUGCGGACGGGGAGGAGGCCGAGGCGCUGUCCCCGCGGAUCGCGGGGAUCCGGAGCGAUCUGGCGGAAAUCGGCGGGAGGGUGAGGAGCGGCUUCUCGAUGCUGCAGAACAACUUGGCCGUGGCCGAGAUCUCCAAGAUCGCCUCGUCGAUCCUGCCGUUCGGGCAGGGGGACGCCGACGAGGGGGAGCCGGUUCCGGGCGUCACCGAGGAAGUGGUGGUGUUCGUUAGGCAUAUCUCAACGCGGCCCGAGACAUGGCUCGAUUUCCCCCUCUUCAUCAGCGAGCGCUAUGCCGAUGAUUUUGAACUGUCGGAUGCUCAAUAUGUGCAUGCGCUGUCUAUAGAGCACCUUGUCCCAGGUUUAUCAGAUUUAAAGAUUCAGAUUUGCUCUACUGAUAUGACUGAAGCGUGUUUUUGGAAGAUCUACUUUGUUCUUUUGCACACAAAACUCAACAAGCAAGAUGCUGAACUUCUUUCAACGCCACAGAUCCUAGAAGCAAGGGAGCAAUUGUUGCAAACUUUACAGGCUCAAAAUAAGCGGGGAUCCAAGUUUUCUGGUGAAUCAUCAGAGAAUAUGAAUGCAUCCACUGCUCCUGCUGAAGAGAAGGUGAUUCAACCUUCAAGCAUCCAAGAUAAAGCUGAGACAUCAGAGAUUUCAUCAUUUGAAGAACCCACUUCCGAUAUCACGCCAGAAAUUGAGUCUGAAAAAUUCCCGAUUUCAACAACUGGCGUGGAAAUAGUUGACAAGUCAGUGAUUGAGGAAGAGUUGGCAGUGAAAAACGAGAGCAAGACUUCACCCGUCCCGUCCAAGCUUCGGUUUGAAACUGACGAAGAUGAAGUUGAUGAGUGGCCUGAUGAUGAUCCUUUUGAAGAGUUCGGUGCAGCAAAUAACAGAACUUCAUUAGGGCAUGAGGAAGACGUGUCCUUCAGCGAUCUGGAAGACGACGAGGACGAUGAUGCGAAUAAAAGGGAUGGGCAAUAGCCAAGUGGACAGGUUAGCUCAAAAUCUGGUCCUGUUGCACAAUCAUCUCUGAUCCGACACUCCCGCAACCACAUGCUGGCUUCAAGGGAGUAGGGCCGAGAUCACAUCCAAGGAUCAAUGCUUUGUUACUAUUAUUAGAGACCGGAAUUAAUGAAUCCAAGGAGUAGCUCAGUCUUGGAUACCCUAGAUGCGGAAUCUUAAUGAUAAGCAAGUCUUUGCAGCUCGUGUUAGUGUUAUGGCGAGCACUGCAUCUGUAUUAUUAACCUCGUCCUGUACAUAGAGAGCUCUCUAUGGGCCUUCUGUAGUGUAAACCUACCACCCUGUCUAUCUGAACUUCAUGGCCCCUGAGCAAUAAUUGAGAUCUGAAUCUUUGAUCUCGAGGUUUGGUAA
Panicum hallii is the source of this 1754-nucleotide messenger RNA. RefSeq lists its product as uncharacterized. The coding region runs from base 21 to 1364 and encodes 447 amino acids. NCBI's taxonomy places the organism in Eukaryota, Viridiplantae, Streptophyta, Magnoliopsida, Poales, Poaceae. The record is from RefSeq and is a predicted model, not a curated record. The transcript is spliced from 3 exons.